Populus euphratica (Euphrates poplar) is the source of this 848-nucleotide messenger RNA. Its product is annotated as transmembrane protein, putative (DUF3317). Bases 382 to 552 code for a protein of 56 amino acids. Lineage: Eukaryota; Viridiplantae; Streptophyta; Magnoliopsida; Malpighiales; Salicaceae. The record is from RefSeq and is a predicted model, not a curated record. The transcript has 4 exons.
UCCUAAAAGGAAAUACAGAAACCUCUUGACAAGAUAAACAAGCAGAUAGAACUUGCAAAAUUAUAUAAAUUAAGAGAUCCGAUUUGACCGGAACGGAUGUAGUGGCGGAUAGAGAAUUAAUCCGAACCACUCCCAACCGGGUUUAUUUAUAAAGAUUUGUUGGGAGGAAAAGACACGACCAGAUUCUAUCUCUAACCCUAAACAGCCAAUCCCUGCCUCCCUCAAGCUCACAAUCCACAGCAGAUCCCUCUGGUUGAGUGCCUUCGCCGGCCACCCACCACCCACCACCCUUCAAUUCCCUACCCUCAUUCCUAUAACCUCUCCACCCAAAACAGAAGCAUCAAGCGUCUCCAGCACCAACAGUUUUCAGGUUCAAGAGCUAUGAACUGGGUUCAACGGAAGAUCUACCUCUAUAAUGUCACUUUUGGUCUUUUCAUGCUGGAUUGGUGGGAGCGUUACCUUUUCAAUAUUCUGGUGAUUGUGUUGAUGUGGUUCAUUUUCUACAAUGGAUCACGAUAUGUCACUGACUUUUGCAAGAGGCACCUAGGGUGAAUCCCGGUAAUGUGAACGGAUCACAAGGGAAAAAGCGAUAGUGGCAUGCUCCCGGAUCUGGUCUGACAUGAAAAUUUCACCUUUAGUGCUCUUCUUGGGCUUGAUUAUGCACCAUCUUUAUAAUGAUUACAAAUCCCGGUCUUAAAUUUUUGCAAGGAUUCAAGAAUGUAUUCCUCUCUAUAGUGAUCGUGAAACAUUUCCGAUCAAUUGCAAUUGAUGGAAUUUUGUGUUCAUGUAGCUUUCACAAACUGAAUCUUCCUGGCGUUUCUGUUUGGUAUUGUGAUGAAUAUAUUUUU